AGGAAAAUGUCCGAUUCUGACUUGAAAGAAAUUGAAAAAAAUGCGGAAAAUAUAAAAUUAGAACCAGCUGAAGAUGAAGUGAAUGAAGAAGAUCAAAAUGAAAUCACAAUUCCAGAAUUACCGGAGGGUAGAGUUUUAGAGCUCAGGUUACUUUCAAAUUGGGGAGAUUCUCAUUAUAUUGGUCUAAAUUCUGUCGAAAUAUUCACGUCAACAGGAGAAAGAGCUGUUAUAGACAAAGUUACAACAAAUGUGACUGAGUACACUGGAAGUCUCGAAUCUCUGAUUGUUCAACGAGUUCAUUGCAAAGACGCCGAAAAAAUGUGGUGUGCCAAAACGACGGAAGAGAAAAUAGUUCUAACUUUGGAACUCAAAGAAACAUGCAAACUUGCACUUAUCAGAUUUUGGAAUUACAAUGCAUCAAGAGUUCAUGCUCAAAUUGGCGUCCGUUACCUUGAAAUGUAUUUGGAUGGAGUUGGGAUAUUUCGAGGAGAACUUGAAUGUGCAUUCUCCGCUGAUUCUGAGUUUACACCUGUAAUGGGGGAGACUGUUCUUUUCACUACUUCUGAUAAUAUAUUGGAGCUCAUUGCUCUUCACGAUGUUUGCUUGAUAAGUUUACCUGAAGAACCAAUUUCAAAUUCAUCAAUAGAAAUGUUAAAAGCGGAUCAUUUAACACCAUAUAGGCCUUCAACUUGUGAAGCAAAAGAUGCUCCAUCAACUCCUGUUACCAUAGUUCCACCUCCAAUAUUCAGGCAAACUGGGACAGCUUAUAAGCACGAUGUGAAAACUCUUCAUAUUGAACUACUUUCCAAUUGGGGAAUGGAUGGUUUGAUUGGACUUACUGGACUAGAACUUGUGGAUGAACAUAGCCAAUUGAUUGAUGAGUCACAGUACACAGUGACCACUUCCGAUGGAAAUUCUGAUCUAUCUAAAAAACUUUUCAACGGUCGAAACCUAACUCGUGAUCCUCAUGACAUGUGGCUUGUUGACUUUGAUUCAAAGAAUUUUACAACAAUUUCAAUAACUUUUCAUGACAACGUUGCUCUGAAAGCAAUUUCCGUCUGGAAUUAUAAUGCUAGUUUUGAACUUUCAUACGCCGGAGUUAAGGCAGCUAAGAUUUACAUAAAUGGAAAAUUGAUCAAGAAUGUUUUAUUACGAAAAGCUACUGGAUUCGUAUACUUUGAUUAUGUGCAAGAUGUGGUUCUUGACCCAAAUAACACUGAAAGAGAUUUUGUGCCAAAGGGAAUAAGUCAAAGUAUUGGUGGAUUCGUAUUUCAAAUUCGUCUUUUAUCUACAUGGGGUGAUGAGUUCUACAUUGGACUCAAUGGAAUUGAACUUUAUAAUCGGAAAGGAGAACUCAUGAAAAUUAGAGAACAUAACUUGGCAGCAUUUCCAGAAAGUGUAAACAUUCUUCCAAAUAUAAAAAAUGAUUUGCGUACUUCAAAUAACCUAAUCACACAACCUAAUGAUACUGACAUAGCAAGAAAUAUGUGGCUGACAGCUCUUCUUCCGAAUAGAUGUGCUCGAGUCUUUUUUGUGUUUGAUGUUCAGACAUAUAUCUCAAAAAUUGUAAUCUACAAUUAUCGCAAAACCCCUGAACGCGGGGUUCGACAUAUUUCAGUAACUGUGGAUGAUUUGAUAAUCUUCUCUGGUGAAAUUCCAUCAAGCACGGCCACUUUAACUGGAAAUCUCGAGAUUAACUUAAUGGAUAUUUAGUUUUAUUUGGGAAUCCCAAUCUGUAGAACCGGUUUUCAAUUGUGAUUGUGUCCUCUCUUUUUGUUGAAUGACCAUGGUGUUGAAAAAACUUUCAAUAAAUUGAUUUUUUUCG
Messenger RNA from Caenorhabditis elegans, 1825 nucleotides. RefSeq names its product Protein KATNIP homolog (gene K04F10.2). The transcript has 10 exons. The coding region runs from base 7 to 1713 and encodes 568 amino acids. NCBI's taxonomy places the organism in Eukaryota, Metazoa, Nematoda, Chromadorea, Rhabditida, Rhabditidae. The record is from RefSeq and is marked reviewed. Gene Ontology annotation, cellular component: axoneme.